GUGGGCGGCCGGGGUCUAGGCACCACGGUGGCCUGCGGCCUGCGGGCGGCGCUGUGGCCCGUCGGGCGGCCCAGAAGAGCCGCCCUAGCCUCCCGCCUACCCCAAGCCAACGUCUCCGCCGUCGGCUCCGCGGCGCCGCCAUGGCCGACGUGGAAGACGGAGAGGAAACCUGCGCCCUGGCGUCUCACUCCGGGAGCUCAGGCUCCAAGUCGGGAGGCGACAAGAUGUUCUCCCUCAAGAAGUGGAACGCGGUGGCCAUGUGGAGCUGGGACGUUGAGUGCGAUACGUGCGCCAUCUGCAGGGUCCAGAUGCCUGUCUUAGAUGUCAAGCUGAAAACAAACAAGAGGACUGUGUUGUGGUCUGGGGAGAAUGUAAUCAUUCCUUCCACAACUGCUGCAUGUCCCUGUGGGUGAAACAGAACAAUCGCUGCCCUCUCUGCCAGCAGGACUGGGUGGUCCAAAGAAUCGGCAAAUGAGAGUGGUUAGAAGGCUUCUUAGUGCAGUUGUUCAGAGCCCUGGUGGAUCUUGUAAUCCAGUGCCCUACAAAGGCUAGAACACUCCAGGGGAUGAAUUCUUCAAAUAGGAGCUGAUGGAUCUGUGGUCCUUUGGGACUCAUCAAAGCCUUGGUUUAGCAUUUUGUCAGUUUUAUUUUCAGAAAUUCUCUGCGAUUAAGAAGAUAAUUUAUUAAAGAUGGUCCUUUCUACCUCUGUGGUGUGUGUCGCGCACACAGCUUAGAAGUGCUAUAAAAAAGGAAAGAACUCCAAAUUGAAUCACCUUUAUAAUUUACCCAUUUCUCUACAACAGGCAGUGGAAGCAGUUUCAGAGAACUUUUUGCAUGCUUAUGGUUGAUCAGUUAAAAAAGAAUGUUAUAGUAACAAAUAAAGUGCAGUUUAAAACCCAACUCUUAUUCUUAAUUUGUUCCUAAUAUGUAUUUUUGGCAGGGAAAGGGAGUGGUCCAUGAAAUCUUUAUGUGAUGUGAGGAUUUUAAGUUUGGGCCAGUGAACGGGGUAGAUAAAAUUUAACUUUUAGGCAUAUGGAAUUUUGAUUGCCUUUAAAGUUACUAUUCUCUGUCAUUCAGCAAGAAAACGUAGAUCUGCACUCACCUCACUGUUCAAUCAUUGAGUGGUAAAGGACAGAAGUAUUUUCUGGUUCUGGUCAGAUGAUGUAAUUUUUUUUUUUUUUUUUUGAGGUGAAGUGAAGUCUUGCUCUGCCACCCAGGCUGGAGUGCAGUGGCAUGAUGUCAGCUCACUGCAACCUCCACCUCCCAGGUUCAAGCGAUUCUCCUGCCUCAGCCUCCCGAGUAGCUAGGAUUAUAGGCAUGUGCCACUACACCUGGCUGAUUUUUGUGUUUUUAGUAGAGACAGGUUUCCCCAUGUUGACCAGGCUGGUCUCGAACUCCUGAGCUCAGGUGAUCCGCUCACCUUGCCUCCCAAAGUGCUGGGAUUACAGGUGUGGAUCACUGCGCCCGGCCCAGAUGAUAUAAUUUAACUGUGUUUUAGGUAACAUGUUAAUAAGGGAAAAUGUUUACCAGUGUAGCAUUGGGUCAAAAAGUUUAUUUUAUCACACAAUGUUUUAAUAAAUGGUUUAUUCUGCUUACCUUAUUUGAAUUGUCAUUAUAAUUUUAUGUGCAACCUUAAACUUAAUAAACUUGUCGAGUAAAUACUUUAAUUUGAAAAAAUUCAUAUGCAUUUGCUCUUUCAUUUGACAAUAAUAAAAUUUAAGGUUUAUUACCUGGAAACAGUGCAAGAAAAUACUAAACUUUAUCAAACUGUUUCACACUGAGGGGAGGUUAUUUUGUAACAAAUAACAGACCACAAGUUCAUUUUGGAUUCUUCUGUGGUAGAGUCUACUGAUACGAAUUUAAGAAAAAACCUUAGAAUCUUAACUUUUCACAUCUGCAGAUUCAGUUUGCCAUUCUGAAUUUUUAAAUCUAAGAGAUGUGGAUACAUAGAAUGUUUAAAAACGUUAACAAUUAGAAUAAAAAAUUAAAAUUAUGCUUUU
This is a messenger RNA of Piliocolobus tephrosceles (Ugandan red Colobus), 2000 nucleotides long. RefSeq names its product ring finger protein 7 (gene RNF7). The coding region runs from base 141 to 413 and encodes 90 amino acids. Gene Ontology annotation, molecular function: zinc ion binding. The record is from RefSeq and is a predicted model, not a curated record. Lineage: Eukaryota; Metazoa; Chordata; Mammalia; Primates; Cercopithecidae. The transcript has 3 exons.